AAACGGAAAUGACUGGUCAUCACUUCACCCAACAGACAGAAAGCAAAGCCAGCACAGCUGUUUUACUAUUUUUGUUUUUCAUAUUAAUUUUUCUUCCGUAAAGCGAUGCCCCCAGAAUCUUCACACAAAUCUUUCACAGUUACUCACUGACUCACUCAUUCAUCAGCCGCAAACAACAAAUAAAUACCACCCUCUCCCACAUCCAUUCACAACACAAACCUAACAUAUGCUUCAAAUUUCAAACUACCCAAUUCUCAGUUGCCAAAAAUGGUGCGUGUCAAAGAAGCUCAUGUUGUCACACCGUCAGACCCCACACCCGACACUGUUCUUGCACUCUCAGCACUCGACUCUCAACUCUUCUUGCGCUUCACAAUCGAGUAUCUCCUUGUUUACAGGCCCGGCCAGGGCCUCGACCGCCCUUCAACCGCCACUCGUUUAAAAACCGCAUUAGCUAAAGCCCUCGUUCCUUAUUAUCCAUUUGCUGGAAGAGUCCGGCCCCAUCCCCAGGGGCUGGGCCUCGAGGUCGUUUGUCGGGCCCAGGGCGCUGUCUUCAUCGAAGCCUCUUCCGAACGCUACAGUGUCAAUGAUUUCCAAAAGGCCCCCAAAACAGUGGCCCAAUGGAGAAAGCUCUUAUCCCUCUACGUCACUGACGUCCUCAAAGGCUCGCCUAUUCUCGUCGUCCAGCUCACCUGGCUCGCCGACGGAGGCGCCGCCGUCGGCGUCGGAAUCAACCACUGCAUCUGCGACGGCAUCGGCAGCGCUGAGUUUCUGAAUUAUUUCUCCGAUUUAGCCUCGGAGAAAUGUCAGGGUCUGGGUCUCGGUGUGAGUGUGGAUCCGAAGCCGAAACCGGUUUGGGAUAGACAUCUUCUGAUUCCGGAUAAGCGAGGCGAGGCGAAUCCAGCGAUGCAUGCUGAGUUUUGUGGAGUUCCUGAUUUGUGCGGGUUUAUGAACCGUGUGACGAGCAGGCUGAAACCUACUUGCAUUGUGUUGGACGAGAGACGCAUCGAGGCGCUGAAGCGCGCGUGCGGAGGAGAGUCGUGCACGUCCUUCGAGGUAGUGGCCGCGCACGUGUGGAGGAGCUGGGCUCGGGCGUUAGGGUUUCCGAAGAACCAGACGCUGAAGCUUUUGUUCAGCGUGAACGUGCGGAAGCGCGUGAAGCCGGGUUUGCCGGAGGGGUACUAUGGGAACGCGUUUGUGUUGGGGUGCGCGCAGAGCAGCGCGUGGGAGUUGGGGGAGAGAGGGGUGGCUCACGUGUGGAGUGCGGUGAAGCGUGCGAAAGAGAGGGUGGAUAGCGAGCACGUGCGGAGGGUCGUUGAGUUGGUUUCCGAGUCAAGGGCGAGUCCUGACUCGGUGGGGGUGCUGAUUCUGUCGCAGUGGUCGAGACUGGGUUUGGAGAGGGUUGAACUAGGAAUGGGAAAGCCUCUGCAUGUGGGACCCAUUUGCUGCGAUAGGUACUGUUUGUUUCUUCCGGUUACCGGUGAACGCCACAGCGUGAAGGUGAUGGUGGCCGUCCCCAGCGCCGCCGUUGGCAAUUUCCAUCGCUUCCUCCGGGAAUCCAAUUCUUGACCCAACCACAACUUCCUGUGUUACGUUGACCUCUGUAAUUAUUAUGUUUUACAAAAAUAAAUAAAUUUCCACUUUUCCUUUCUAAA
Molecule: messenger RNA, 1652 nt
Organism: Vigna umbellata (rice bean)
Lineage: Eukaryota; Viridiplantae; Streptophyta; Magnoliopsida; Fabales; Fabaceae
Source: RefSeq, a predicted model, not a curated record